AUGGAUGACGCCAAUCCAGUUGGCACCCCGAUGAAAUGUGGCAGCAAGUUGAGCAAGCAUGAAAAAGGAGAGAAUGUGGAUCCAACUCUUUACAAAAGUUUGGUUGGAAGUUUACGUUACUUGGCAUGUACAAGGCCGGAUAUUCUCUAUGCUGUAGGAGUAGUAAGUCGCUACAUGGAAGCUCCAACCACAACUCACUUCAAGGCGGCAAAGAGAAUCCUUCGAUACAUCAAAGGUACAACAAACUUUGGCUUGCACUAUUACUCUUCUGGCAAUUAUAACAUUGUUGGCUAUAGUGAUAGCGAUUGGAGUGGAGACUUGGAUGAUAGAAAGAGCACUACUAGUUUUGUGUUCUUUAUGGGAGAUAUUGCUUUCACUUGGAUGUCAAAGAAGCAACUAAUAGUCACACUAUCAACUUGUGAAGCCGAGUAUGUCGCUGCCACAUCAUGCGUUUGUCAUGCAAUUUGGCUAAGGAACUUGUUGAAAGAGUUUAAAAUGCCACAAGAAGAACCUAUGGAAAUAUGUGUUGACAAUAAAUCAGCACUCGCUUUGGCAAAGAAUCCAGUCUUUCAUGAAAGAAGUAAGCACAUCGACACCCGUUACCACUUCAUAAGAGAAUGCAUUGAGAAGAAGGAGUCGAUAAAGAUUAACACUGCAAUGUUUGUCUCCGCCAUCUUGCUACUUGUUGGAAUAUUAUCGUCCAUUCGAGUACUAGAAUUUACAGCUGCACAAACACAAGUUGUAGGAAUUUGCUAUGGAGUAAAUGGUAAUAAUCUACCAUCAAAGCAAGAAGUUGUGGAUUUAUAUAAAUCUAAGGGUAUACCCAGAAUGCGCAUAUACUCUCCAGAUGAAGAAACACUUCAAGCCCUUAGAGGUUCAAAUAUAGAGUUGACGAUGGACGUGACUGGAGAAACCCUUCAAUCUCUUACAGAUCCCAAUGUUGCUACUGAUUGGGUCCAUCGUUAUGUAACAUCCUAUUCACAAGAUGUCAAUUUCAAGUACAUUGUUGUUGGAAACGAAGUUCACCCCAAUUACGAUGUUGCCCCGUACAUUUUACCUGCCAUGACCAACAUCCAGAAUGCAAUAUCAUCAGCCAAUUUGCAAACCAAGGUGUCAACAGCAAUAGACACCACGUUGGUUACCGAUUCCUACCCACCCAACAACGGUGUUUUCACCGCAGAUGCAAGCCCAUACAUAGGGCCCAUUAUCAAUUUCCUAGUGAACAAUGGAGCCCCACUUCUUGCCAAUGUGUACCCUUACUUCGCUUAUGUUAAUAAUCAGCAAGACAUUAGUCUUCCCUAUGCUCUUUUUACUCAGCAAGGAACCAAUGAUAUUGGGUACCAAAACCUCUUCGAUGCUAUGUUGGAUUCAAUAUACGCUGCUCUUGAAAAGAUAGGCGCGCCUAAUUUGGAGAUUGUUGUAUCUGAGAGUGGGUGGCCAUCUGCAGGCGGAGACGGAGCCUUGGUUGACAAUGCACGCAUUUAUUACUAUAAUUUGUUAAACCAUGCCAAUGGUGAGAUUGGAACUCCAAAGAGACCCGGUAGGCCUAUACAAACAUUUUUGUUUGCCAUGUUUGACGAAAACCAAAAGCCAGGUGCGGAAACUGAGCGACAUUUUGGUCUAUUCAAUCCUGAUAAAUCAUCCAAAUACUGACACAUUUUGAAUUGAAACGAAUAGAU
This is a messenger RNA of Glycine soja, 1679 nucleotides long. Its product is annotated as glucan endo-1,3-beta-glucosidase-like. The transcript has 3 exons. Gene Ontology annotation, cellular component: plasma membrane. Gene Ontology annotation, biological process: carbohydrate metabolic process. NCBI's taxonomy places the organism in Eukaryota, Viridiplantae, Streptophyta, Magnoliopsida, Fabales, Fabaceae. Bases 1 to 1653 code for a protein of 550 amino acids. The record is from RefSeq and is a predicted model, not a curated record. Gene Ontology annotation, molecular function: hydrolase activity, hydrolyzing O-glycosyl compounds.